UUUAGAAACAACGGAUUAAAAUAUUUCUUACAUCUAUCCAAUGGCUGAAUAUCUCGCUUCGAUUUUUGGAACUGAAAAGGACAAAGUAAAUUGUUCCUUUUAUUUUAAAAUUGGAGCAUGUCGGCAUGGUGAUAAAUGUUCAAGAAUUCAUAAUAAACCUACAUUUAGCCAGACUGUAUUGAUGACAAACCUUUAUCUAAAUCCACAGCAUGCAGCAUCAAUUAACCCUGGAAAUAUUGGAAAUCCUUUGAGUGAAGUAGAAGCCCAAGAACACUUUGAUGAAUUCUUCGAAGAAGUCUUUACAGAGUUAGAAGAUAAAUAUGGGGAAGUUGAAGAAAUGAAUAUUUGUGACAAUCUUGGAGAGCAUCUUGUAGGAAAUGUUUAUGUCAAAUUUAGAAAAGAAGAGGAUGCUGAAAAGGCGGAAUUGGAUCUUAAUGGGAGAUGGUUUAAUGCCAGACCAAUAUAUGCCGAGUUAUCACCCGUUACCGAUUUUAGGGAAGCUUGUUGUAGACAAUACGAAAUUGGGGAAUGUACUAGAGGUGGAUUUUGUAAUUUUAUGCACUUGAAACCAAUUUCCAGAGAACUCAGACGCGAUUUAUAUGGAAGGAGGAGGAGGCGAAGCUCUUCAAAAUCGAAAAGACGGAGUAGAUCUCAUCAUAAAGAGAGAAGAAGAGAUCGAAGCCCAGAUGACAGAAGAGGAGGAAAAUAUUACUAAAAUGAUUUUAGCUAGAAAAAUCAAUUUUUAUCAUUUUUAAUUAAUUUUGAUAAACGCUAUAUCAACUAAAAUUGUAUAUAUCUUAAAAUAUUACCCUUUAUAUUCAUUCAUUUUUUUAAUCAAUAUUUGUUUUAUUGAGUUAAAUUCUUAUAUGCUUGUAUAUUUUAUUUACAGAUAGAUGUAUACUACCUUAU
Molecule: messenger RNA, 909 nt
Organism: Gordionus sp. m RMFG-2023
Lineage: Eukaryota; Metazoa; Nematomorpha; Gordioida; Chordodea; Parachordodidae
Product: splicing factor U2AF 35 kDa subunit-like
Exons: 8
Coding region: 41-715 (224 amino acids)
Biological process (GO): mRNA splicing, via spliceosome
Cellular component (GO): U2AF complex; spliceosomal complex
Molecular function (GO): pre-mRNA 3'-splice site binding; metal ion binding
Source: RefSeq, a predicted model, not a curated record